This is a messenger RNA of Moneuplotes crassus, 2688 nucleotides long. NCBI's taxonomy places the organism in Eukaryota, Ciliophora, Spirotrichea, Euplotida, Euplotidae. The record is from the annotation of a GenBank genome assembly.
AAGAUGGAAAAGGUAUUAACAGUAAGAAUGUCUAUACUACAGCUCAUUCCUAAUACACUACUCUCUACAACUCUAACCACUUACCACCCUCCAUUCCCUAGCACCCAUUAAGCCCAUUCACCCCCACUCCACCCCAAAACCCCACACAAACAUUUCUCCUAACCCCCCCUCCUCCCCUUACCUCUCCCCCUAACCCACCUCCCUCAUCCCCAACCCCCCACUCCCCAAGUGACCAGACCUUCUUCCCUAACUCCCCAGAAAGAAACCUAUACAGCCCGAAAAGCUAAAAAUUACGAGUAACUUCUUGAAAAACACAGGGCAGGGUGGUGAAAAGCUCAAACUGAAGCUCAGCAUAAAGAAUCCUACAAAUAGCAGGAACUCGAAUCGGAAAAUUGCCAAAUUCCACACUCAAGCCAAACUACAGAAGGCUCCGAUUGCCAAACAAACUUCAAAAGUGAAAAUUGGAAGUACUCCACAUUCAUUCCAUCAGAGCUUCAAAGCCAACCGAGAGACAGUGAUCGAUACCCAAAAUGAAGAAACCACAGCCAAUGAUUCAAAGAAUAAUAUUAUGGCAAAGUCGAACUCCAAAGGGAACCACCAGAAUCCUAUGAGCUCAAAAGUGAAGCUCUAGAGCAUGAUCUUAAGAUUACUAAGCAAAGCAAGAAGACAUUGAAAUAAGCUGAGAUCUAUUAUCGAUAACACCUUUAAUAUGCCUGCUGGGGUACAGAAUAACUCUAAAGAGCCCCAAGAGUCCAGGAAUUGGACCCAAAGAUUGAAGAAUCAUACAGUAGAGCCAUACAAGAUUAAGUUUCAAAACCCACAAGUGCUUGAUAACCUCGUUAAUGCUAGAAAUUUUAGCAAGAACAAACUCAAUGCAGAAAGUUUAGAGAGAAUGAAGGGCAAGUUUGCUCUAGCUGAAAAGAGGAAGAAUAAUAUCUCUGAGAGACAACUUCCUGUCAUUAAACCUCUGAAUAUCCCUUCAUCACAAAUAAUCACAAAGAAACUUCAAAGUAGGAACAACAAGUCUAAUCUUUCCUUUGGAUUUGAGAACACCUUCAGAAGAAGGAAGAGAGAACUUGACAAGAAGAACAGGGAUGCUAGUGGAUCUAAGAAGUCCAAGAACUUAUCAAUACCCAAGGGGAACACUCUUGAGGAUCUCCCAAGCACAUCCUAUUUAAACUCCUUCACAAUAGACGCUAAGAAUAAUGAUGAAGAAGAAAGUAAAUGACAAUCUAGAGACCAGGAGAAAAUGAACACUAAUCAUCGUCCUGGUAUUGGGCCCAUCCAGGAUCUGGGUAAAAUCAAAUAACAUCAAGUUGAAUACAGACUCUAGUCACAAAUUUUCCUUAAACUCCAGAAUAAUGUCUCCUUAUGGUCACUCCAAGGGGACUAGGAAUGCUAAAGAAUUCCACAAACAUUUCACGAUUGAUCAGAAGAAUAGAACUCAAGAUGUGCUUGAUGCACCUGAUGUCGAAAGUAUCAAUUCUGUGUCAAGAGGACCUUCAAGAGCUAGGAAAAUCUUUAAAGGGGUCAAUACUGUUGAGCUCUAUAAAGUAAAAACUCAAUGAGGCCGAGCUCCUUCAUCAUCAAAGAAAAAGAAAGUGAACCAAGAUUCUUACAUUGUGAAGCCAAAUAUUUCAGGACAAGAAGAUACAUGGAUGUUCUCUAUUCUAGACGGUCAUGGUAUUGAUGGGCAUCUCGUUUCAGAUUAUGCUAAGAAUCAAUUAGUUGACGAAUUUGAACUUUAUAUGAAACAAGAUUUUAAACGGAAGCUGUCAGCUACCGGCAAACAGAGAAGGAAGAGCAAAAAUGGACUUAGAGGGUCCCAAAAUUUGCACUUUAUGCAUUCAUUGUCAAAACGUAGCUGGAAGAAUCAUAAGCCCAAAAUGAAAUCAAGUAUUUUCAACUCCUUUGAAGUAUUUAACAAAGUUUCCCCACUUGACUCCGAAACAGAGUCUUUAUGACUUGAUUCUGAAUUAGGGUCUAGUCGGAGAUCAGCCAUGAAUGCAUGUAGAAAAACAAACACAAAGAUCAAAGAAGCCUUAAGAAAGGCAUUUAAUAAUACUCAUGAGAUGAUCGUCCAACAACCCUUUGACACAAAGUUGUCUGGGACUACCUGUGUAACGAUUGUGGUAAAGGAGAACAAAGUGUUCAUUGCCAAUGUUGGCGAUAGUAGAGUAGUAAUUUGUAGGCAAAAUUCCAACUUUUUGUGGAAGCCACACCAAAUUAGCCGAGACCAUAAGCCGGAAUUAAGAGAUGAAAAGGAAAGAAUCCUUUCCAAUCGAGGAAGGAUACAUCCCUUCUGUGACAACGAAGGUAACUUUGUAGGCCCUCACAGAGUUUGGCAUCCUAGUUUCCAAUACCCUGGGCUAGCAAUGAGUAGGUCCCUUGGAGAUGAGAUUGCUCAUCAAUAUGGAGUUACCUCAGAUCCAGAAAUAACUGAAUAUGAAAUCCAGUCUGAAGAUAAAUUUAUUAUCUUAGCUUCAGAUGGAAUAUGGGAAUUCAUGACCAACCAAGAGGUAAUAGAUAUCCUCUCUGAAGGAAUUGAACAAGAUGAUUAUCAGAAGGCAAUUGAUGAUCUAAUCUCUCAAGCUCAUGAAGAAUGGCUAAUCAAUGACAUCUGUGUUGAUGACAUCACCUGAAUACUUAUCAAGCUGAACAACUAGGAUCCCAUAAAAAUUCAAUUUA